AUGGAUAUGAAUGUGCCUACUCCUCUCCCACCGACUGCAACUGAUCCCCGUUUGGCCAGCCGACCUCCUCGCCCGGCCAUCAAUAUCUCACUAUCUCGCUCAUCUUCACAUCCUACUCAAGCCUCAGCCUCCACUCCGCCACUAUCUACUUCGUCAAAUGUAUCACGAUCGAAAUCUAGUGCUGAUAUUCAUCUAGCCACUGCAGGAGCCUCUGGAGGACCAGACCCUCAAAAUGUACCCGUGGCGGAGGGGGAUGCAGCUAAUCUCCUGACAUUGCUGUCAAAAUUCAAUAUAUCACAUUUUAAUCUCCUCAAUCAACAAAAUGAGAAGAAACGCCUGGACGACAUUACCGCGCAAGCGAAGCGAGACAGCGAUCGGGCAAAGAUGAUGAGGCAAAUGUACCCGGCCACGACAGAUAUGUUCCAUCAUAUGGACGAGAAGAGGGAAAACAAUAGAGCCAGGCUUAACCAGUCCCUGAUUCAGCAUCAGGAUAUCUGUCAGCAAGUGACCGCUGAAUUUGCCAAGUACCAGCAUCUUCUCUCAACCCCGAUCCAAUCUAAGCUCACGGAGCCCAUUCCACCUGCCCAGCCCUCUCGUGUGGAAAUCGAGAGAAUCAACGAGCUGGAAGUGGAGGUCAAUAAGCUCAAACAAGCCACUUCGGUAGCUCAGCCGAGCGUUAAUUUCCCGGCCCAGAUUCAAAAUUCGGUCGUGGAAUAUUCCACUCGAAUAUCACGCAUUCUGAAAAGCAGCGGUGAGCAGAAAAAAGACAUUGAUGGGCUCAGAAAAGAAAUCGGCGAGAUCAAAGAUUGGAGGAAAGGACUUGACAAUGGGGACACGAAACUGCCCUUGAAAUCCAUGCCUGAGGCCUGGGAAAGCUUGCCGGAUAAUCUGAAAGAGCUCGAAAUGAAGGCCAAUGAAGCUCACCGAAAGGCGACACAGGCUGCAGGAGAAGUGACCACAGUAAAGGAAAAUCUCGACAAAUCGGCAACUCCUCCCAAUGGGUCAACACUCCUUUCUACCAACUCUGUACAGGAGUCAGCGUUGCAAGUGCGCCUUGAGCUGGUCGAGCAAAGAUUCUCCAUGAUCGAAAGCAUCGAAUCAGCCACCAGGUCCAACGAAGCGGAUAUUGGUCUUCUAAAAUCCAAGAUGGACAGUACCAAAUUCGCGUCCCUUGAAUCAGCCAUUAAAUCCAAUGAAACGGAGAUCAAUGUUCUAAAAUACAAAUUGACCAAUACCGAAACGAUGGCAAUUAAUCUGAGCAAGAGAUUUGGCAACUUUCAAAAUGAAAAGGCUGAUAUUUUGCGACAGAUCGACAUCUCGCGACAAGAGGCAGCCACUUACCAGAAGGCUAAUGGAGGGCCAGACAAAUGGGCUGACAGGAUUGCCGCCCUUGAGACUGCUUACUCUAGGCUUGAUGCCCGUAUGAAAGAAUUGGUAGUAGAUGCGGCUGCUGAGGCUCAUGCUGUUGUAUUGGAACCAUGGGUAAAAAGGCUCGAAUCUUUCCAGGUGGCACUUCGCUCGAUUGAGAUGCGAUACGACAACUUCAACACCGAGGGCUUAGUAAAACAGAUGUCUCACGCUCUUUUCGAGAUGUACGGCUCUCACCUGCGAGCCCUAGAGGAUCGGACCAAAAAGUUGGAAUCUUCAUCAAUGCCUGAUGAAAUGCUGGCAAAGCUGGAAAAUGUCAUCCAGAGUGAACUUCCAAACGUGGAAAGUCGGGUCGACAAGUUGGAAUGUUCAUCAAUGCCAGAUAAUAUGCUGGCAAAAUCCGACGAUAGCAUCAAGAGUCAAAUUCGACCUGUGGAAGAACGGAUCAACAAGUUGGAUGCUGAUGUUACAUCACUGUCUGAAAGGAUACUGGUAAAGGUUGAGGCUUUCGUCAAGGAUCAACUUGCUCCACUACAACAAGUUCAGGGAUCGCAUUCCGAAAGCAUAUCUAAACAGCUUCGGGAUGUCAAUGAGUUGCAGGAAAGUUCCAACUCGCUGUCUACCGCCUUUCAAGAGCUUGCUGAUGACCACUCGGACGACGUUAUGAAGCUGACUGAUCAGAGUAAUCAACUCUCUGCUGAGUUGAAGACCCUGGCUGAAACGUUAGAUCCACGAUUCGCUAGCCUAACGGAGCAAAUUCAGAUACUCAAGGUCUCUCUGGAAGAAUUGCAGACCUGGGCAACUGAAUGGAAGGAACUUGAUCCAUUAAAGGAUAUACCCAAGAUUCGGCGGACAUUUGGGUUGCCUGAGGAGAUAGUCUCACUUCGCAGCCAACUGAGGGACGAGCAAGGGGAUUUUGCGAAGGAUAUCAAUGAUGCGAUGAAAACGUUCGCUGCAGAAGUGGUGAGGAUUCGGGAUGAAUUAUCGAUCAUUCAGACCAAACUGCAAGAAUGGCUCUCUCACGAAAGCAACGGAUCAUCUCAUCCGGUGGAUAAGGCCACGGGCCCUUCAAUACAUAAGAGUCUGACAAAGCGAGAUUUGCAAAUUCGAGGAUGCUCAAAUGUCUCACCUCUGCGAAGUUCUACUGACCCUUCGAACGCUGAAAUUCCUAAGAGUGGUAAGCGCCGUCGCGAAGAUGUGGAAUGUGAGAACUCUUCCUUGGUCAUCACCGGUAUUGAUAAUGGCACUCUAGUGUGUCCACUAACUAGCCCCUCUAACCCACCUGACCCGGCAAAGAUGGAGAAUAAAUUUGUCUCGCUACACACGGAUACCCCUGACGCUGAGUGCGGGACAUCAUCGUCUUCCAUAAUCGCGAGUGAGAAUGGCACCCCAGUGCCUCAAUCCUCCAGCCGCGCCAGCCCUUCUGGUCCAGUGAAGAAGAAGUCCAAAACUGGCAAGCACACUUCCUUGGUGCCAACUCCCAACACUGAACGGGAGGCAUCAUCUUCUUCCUCCGUUGUGACUGACAAAGGCACACCGGUACCUUCAUCCUCUGGUCCCUCCGGCCAGCUGAAGAAGAAGAAGAAGAAGAGUAAGAAGAAGGAGGCCGGCAAAGACAAUCUCGAUGAACUACAUACCUUUGUACAAGAUGGCGAAUUCUGGCAAGGACAUGAGGACCUCGAAGGCUUUCAUGAUACCUGGGCCUCAUCUCGUAAGCUAGUCGAUAGCAAGAAAAAGAAGGAGCAUCUGAUCAGCAAGGUCCGAGAGCGUGCGACCCACCAGUGGGGACUUCUGAAUACCGCGGCGCUCUUCAAUCGUGUGCGUACUGCCACCAUGUCCGAAAAAGUGAGCAAGAUACUGGCAACUGGGCUUGACUACCCUGCAGUUCAAACCGCCAUCAAUAACGAGAUGGUUUGCCGCCUAUCCACUAAAAGCAAGGGAGUCAGCAACCGAAAGAGGGUUUCGCAGUCAGAUCUGGUCAAGGCAGCAUUCAACAUGAACCUGACCCCCCUGCAGGCGGAUGAUAUGGAGCGCUUACACCUCGGUGUGGACGAAGAUGGCUAUGUGUGCGAUCUGAGUGAAGGAAGUCCCCUUCUCCGCAACCCACCUCCACCGCCAGCACCCCUAGCCGGUACUAGUAAAGAAAAGGAAAAGGAAAAGGAUCAAGGCUGA
This is a messenger RNA of Penicillium odoratum, 3540 nucleotides long. RefSeq lists its product as uncharacterized. The coding region runs from base 1 to 3540 and encodes 1179 amino acids. The transcript has a single exon. NCBI's taxonomy places the organism in Eukaryota, Fungi, Ascomycota, Eurotiomycetes, Eurotiales, Aspergillaceae. The record is from RefSeq and is a predicted model, not a curated record.